AUGGGCUCCAUUCGCGACUUGCUAAAUCCGCUCCCUGAGGUGACACCAGGACAUUUGGGCUUCAUGAUGCCGGCCCCACGAUCCGCAACUACAAGUCCUCCAUAUUCGGAUCGGCCGAGAAGAUCCAAGGUAGCCAAGGAUGGGGCUGUCUUUCGAGCUGGACCCAUCCAAGGGGAGCUUCGCUAUCCUCCCCACGAAGAACGGACCCCACUCCUGGAAGAAGAACAUCGCAAGGCGGAUCUGAAGCCCUUUGGCAACAUCGCCGACUUCCCUCGCCACAUCCCGUACCAGAGUGACAAGAAGACCUUUCGUGAACGGACUGGACGGGAUAGUUUUCACUUGUUCCAGUAUACCUUCCAGAGAAAGGGCGUGGACGCGGAGCCGUGGACCAUAACUUGGGACUACAAUAUCGGACUGGUCCGUACUACCCAUCUGUUUAAGUGUCUGGGCUAUUCCAAGACCACCCCCGGCAAGGUACUCAACAACAACAAUGGCCUCCGCGAGAUCAGUCAUAGCAUCACUGGAGGAGCGCUUGCGGCUCAAGGCUACUGGAUGCCCUUCGAAGCCGCCAAAGCCAUUGCCGCCACGUUUUGCUGUGAAAUCCGCUACCUCCUGACUCCACUGUUCGGUCUCGACUUCCCUGAGAUGUGCAUUCCCCCAACAGACCGAGUCAACUUUGGUCGUAUGGUCAUCGACCCCGCCAUCGUGAACGAAGCUGCCGAAACCUCGCGGCGCUACCGUCUGCUCGAGCCUCGGAGCUACGACGAGAUGUCCACAACCUCCUUCCCUUCCCAUGCCCUAGGGAAGGAAGUCGACUAUCCGUCCCGAGAUAUACGAGCUCCCCAUAUUCCUAACAAGUAUGCUCGACGCAACUACGCUGAUAGUAUCAGCAGUGCGCGGGGCUCAUCAUCCGAACCCUAUUGUGGCUCGCCUCAAAGUCCCACGCACAGAGGCUUCCUCCCGAUCAAUAGACCUCCCAGCUCGCAUCCGGUGACUCGCACGCCCCAUGAAUCUUUUAAUAAGGCUACCGAGCGCCGGAAGAGAGUCAUGAAGGCUACGGGUGAUGGGAGUGACUCGGAGACUGAAUUCUCGUCGACGUCGCGCUCAGAUCUUCAUCCGAAGCCGGUGUUUCCGAUCCAUUAUCGAGAUGAGCGCGUGUCGGCCGAUGGAGACUCGGAGACAGGUCAAUCUGAACUCACUUCUUCGGAUGAUGAGUCCUUGUCAGAAGAUGAAGGUGACGAGGAGUACCGAGGGCCACGUACACGAGGCCCAUCGAGCAGUGAGAUUGCCUGUGGCAAGACCGGGCUCAAGAAAAACCCCUCGCGCUCUGCCAAAGCGAAGAAUGGUGAGAAAGGCCCUCGUUCCUGCCGGUUCGCCAAAGAAGUCAAGGCUGCCCAUGCCUUGCUCCAUUUACACAUGCAACAGGCUUCGUCUAAGAAUGAAGACGAUGAUGAGAUCAUGGAGGAUGCCAUGCUUGGUCCUCUGUUGGGAUGUUUUGGAUCUGGAGACAAGAAGAGACGUCGUGCUUCUCUGUGA
Penicillium daleae is the source of this 1536-nucleotide messenger RNA. RefSeq lists its product as uncharacterized. The coding region runs from base 1 to 1536 and encodes 511 amino acids. The transcript has 4 exons. Gene Ontology annotation, molecular function: DNA binding; transcription regulator activity. The record is from RefSeq and is a predicted model, not a curated record. Gene Ontology annotation, cellular component: MBF transcription complex; SBF transcription complex. Lineage: Eukaryota; Fungi; Ascomycota; Eurotiomycetes; Eurotiales; Aspergillaceae.